CGCAUGCUCAUACUGGGCGGGACCAUAUGCUGGCGGUCACGAUGGUCACCCAAACUUUUCACAUCUGUAGUAAAGUUGAACAGGAGGCCACUCCUCAUUAGGAAAGGAGAGGAAGAAGAAACAAAACACAAGAACAGUUAGUUACAAUUUAACUUUUUAGGUUUAUUUUGUAUUUUUGUUGCCUUGGAUUCUAUUCUCAUAUUAAUAAUCUAUUUUUUUUUUUGUAUCGCUCGGGUUUUAUCUCUUUUUUUUUUUUUUGUGGGAAAUAUCUUAACGUUAGCUAUAUCCACAACAUACCGUGAAGAUGGGACGUUUCAUCUGAGACGUGUUUCGCGGAUUAGGGAUGGUGGCUUUGUUGCAGCCCAGGUUUUGGUAAAUAAUCCAAGGAAGUCAUCUGCAGAACCAGCUCACCAUGGGUCCCCUCACCACACCUAAAAAAGGAAGGGAAGCGGGUUCCGUCGACCCCUGGACGCCGACCUCCAACCUUAAAAUGCUCAUCAGUGCCGCUAGUCCUGACAUCAGGAACCGAGAGAAGGAGCUGUGCAUGGACAACGACGACCGGGACGGUCUCGACGCUUCACAGGACACUGAAAAUGGAGAAGAGUUGGAGAAAAUGAUCAGCAGGAAGGAGAAGAGUCUGGGUUUGCUCUGUCAUAAGUUCCUCGCCCGCUACCCUGAUUACCCAAACCCUGCCCUGAACAACGACAUCUGCCUGGACGAUGUGGCCACUGAGCUCAGCGUAGAGCGCCGGCGCAUCUACGACAUCAUGAACGUGCUGGAGAGUCUGCAUAUGGUGAGCCGCUCGGCCAAGAACCGCUACACGUGGCACGGCCGGACCAAACUGGCCCAGACACUGGCCAUUUUGAAGCAGGUGGGCGAGGAUCAGCGGUACGGCCAGCAGAUGCUGCACAUCCGGCAGCGUCUCCUGGACAAGGAGUUUGACCUCGACGGGGAGGAGAAGGAGAACGAGGAGGCGGCGAAGCUGGAGAGCGGGGAGCAGGGACAGAAGGAGCUCUUCUUCGUGGAGCUGCCGGGAGUCGAGUUCAAAGCGGCCUCCGUUAACAGUCGGAAGGACAAAUCGCUGAGGGUGAUGAGCCAGAAGUUUGUCAUGCUCUUCCUGGUGUCGGAUCCUCGCGUGGUCAGUCUGGACGUGGCCGCCAAGAUCCUGAUCGGAGAGGACCAGGGCGCAGAUCAAGACAAGAACAAGUUCAAGACCAAAGUGCGGCGGCUGUACGAUAUUGCGAAUGUGCUGCGCAGCCUGAAACUCAUCGAGAAAGUCCACGUGACAGAAAUGAGGGGCAGGAAACCGGCCUUUGAAUGGGUCGGCCCCGACGAAUUCCCACAAGUCAAAGACCUGGAGAGCUCCACUUCCGAGUGCGCAACCGCGAAGAAAAGUGUUCUGGAGUCCCGAGCGUCUGUCGACAACUGCGCCAAGAAGCUAUUUUCCUCGCCCGGGGCCAAACGCGGCUUCACCCGGCACCCCUCGCUCAUAAAGCUGGCCAAGAGCAUUCAGGACGACCGGCGGAAGAUCAAUUCUGCCCCCAGCAGUCCUGCCAGGAGCGAUUCAUCAACCGCGUCCUCCCGAAACAAAAUGGCCCAACUCGCUGCUAUUUGUAAGCUCGAGCUCGACCAGAAGUCACGGAUCAGAGUUGAGGCUUCAAAGCCCGCUGCUGCCGCUGAGGCCGACACUGCUGCUACGAGACGAGAGACGCCCUCCGUUUCGAUGGAGCCGCCUCAGGCACUGUUACUAACUCCAACCCCGGAGACGAUCGUCCACCUCACGCCCAACACGCCGCUGGCGGCCCUGCCCCCGGGCUCCGUCGCCUACAUCCCCACCCAGUGUUCGCCCCUGAUCCCCGUCCUGCUGCAACAGCAGCAGCACCGGGGUGGCAUGCCCUACGCCGUGUACUUGCAGUCUUCUUCCCCGCGGCCGACCUCUCUGGUCAGGCCGCAGCCGACCAGCCUCGCCGUGCGCUCUAUGACCUUUGAGGACAAGGCCGGGCAGAGCCCCACGGGCCAGUGUGCAGCCAUGAGCCUGCCGGCCUUCAGGGCGUCGGACGUCAGCCCGCUGGUGCUCAAACGGUUGCUUUUAGAUUCGGCUUUAGAGAGCAGCCCCUCGAAGGCCAAGAGGGCCGACCCCAGCUGUAAGGAAACGUCUCCAAAGCUGUGUGAGAUCCUGCAGGCCCGCCUGAAGGCUCGCCAGCUCUCGAGCCGGCCCUCGCCCCGGGCCCUCCACCUGGACCCGGAGUUUGUCAACACCCCCGCCGGCGCCGUAGCCCAUCAGACACUAGCGCAGACCCUGGAGACCUUCCUGGACAGAGAGGACAGCGAGAACGGAUUAACGGCCGUCAGAGUCGUUCCGCUCACGCCGGGACACCUCCACGCCGAGACUUUAGUACCGGCCGGGUACCUGAUCCCAAUCUCUCAGCAGUCGCUCAUCAGCUACAAUUCAGCAAUUCAAGAUUCAGGGAGAGAAAGCAACAAGGCCUCAACUCCCACUUACAACAUCUACCAAACGCCAACUGCAGGCUCCAGACCCGCCCUCGCCCAGGAGAUCACGCCCAUCAGCCUUCGUUUUCACAAACCCGCCGCGGCCACCUCGCCGCACGCCAUCCAGCAGGGCCACCGCCUCCACAGCCCCAGUCCCGCCAUCCUAAACUUCACCCUGCAGAACCUGGGCCUGAUCUCCAGCCCGGGAAACGCUUUCGCCGCCCUCCCGACUCCAGAGUGCGUCAACACCCUGCCCAGCCCGCUGGCUCUGCAGCAGAGAGGCAUGGUGUUCAUCAAACCGGUGUCCCCCGUGCCGGUCCAGCAGCCGGUUUCAGGGCAACCGAUGGCCCUGUUCAGUGUACAGCAGCCUCUGAUGACCACCCCCAAAGGCACGGGGCUCCCCCAGCAAAGCUUCUUCCACACGCCGGUCCCCGGCUCCCCGCUGGCUGCCAUGGUAACCACCACCGGCGGACACCUGGCCCCCAAAACUGUUUACAUCCCUCAGAGGAAGCUGGACGUCGCCACUGAGGACUCCUGAGGGGAAACCCAUGUGAUGACUGUGUACAUUAUGGAUUUUGUGGGUGGGUGACUGUCUUUCAAAAAAACAAAAAAAAACAUUUCUGUUUUGAGCCUUUCAAGUAUUCAUUACCUCCUGAAUAUUUCACCGCCUUCGUUCUGGACCCAGCCAGCUCUAAAAGUAGCUGCCAUGCAGACCGUGGUUGUGGCCGCGUGGACAGAUAUCCAAUAAAGCUCUCCGGGCACUCGUGAACACUGUCGUCAUGCCGACCGUGAUGCUGGUAGAAAAGAACCACGUCGCCAUGACCUAAUGGAGGAGAAUUUAUUUUCUUGUUGAUUCUUUUGUGAUUUCUGUUAAUGUGGGUGAUUGCAAACGCCAAUUUUCCUUUUUUUUUAAUUUUCAAAUUACCAAGAGAACAAAAAUCAGUGCUGUAAAGACCGAAAGACGGUUUUGAUUGGGCACAUUGUCGAUUGAUCAUUGACUUUUGCACAAAAUAUACAUGUUAACUGUUACCCCUGUUUAAAAAAAAAAAAUGAAUUUAAGAAUGUGUGUGUGUGAUUCUAAGAUUAAUGAAAUGAGUUUAAUUUAUAUGGAAAUCACCUUUUGUUUUCUGAUGUCUUGCUAAAUGUAAAAUGCUAAUUCAAUUUUAAUACAUUUUUUUUUCUAUGAACACGGUGUGAUGUUGGUCUGUUAUUCGUGCAGUGGUUCUCAACCUUUUUCCAGUGAUGUAUGAAAUAUUUUCUCCUAACCAGCGCAAAGUAUUGGUUUAAAAAAAAAAAAAAAAAAGUCGUAAUGCACAGUGCUGUGCCAUAAGUGUCUGAUUUAAUAUACAAUAUAUAUACACAAUUGAGUUUAUGAACGUACACUUAUAUUUUAUUGAAUAUUUAUUAAAUAAAUAAAUUUUUGAAUGGA
This is a messenger RNA of Cyclopterus lumpus (lumpfish), 3919 nucleotides long. It is a transcript of the gene e2f8, whose product is annotated as E2F transcription factor 8. The record is from RefSeq and is a predicted model, not a curated record. Gene Ontology annotation, cellular component: RNA polymerase II transcription regulator complex. NCBI's taxonomy places the organism in Eukaryota, Metazoa, Chordata, Actinopteri, Perciformes, Cyclopteridae. Bases 413 to 3028 code for a protein of 871 amino acids. Gene Ontology annotation, biological process: regulation of transcription by RNA polymerase II. The transcript is spliced from 13 exons. Gene Ontology annotation, molecular function: RNA polymerase II cis-regulatory region sequence-specific DNA binding; DNA-binding transcription factor activity, RNA polymerase II-specific.